Vicia faba (fava bean) is the source of this 348-nucleotide messenger RNA. The record is from the annotation of a GenBank genome assembly. Lineage: Eukaryota; Viridiplantae; Streptophyta; Magnoliopsida; Fabales; Fabaceae.
AUGAGCGAAGACUCAAAGAAGCACAUCAUAGCUGGAGCAGCAUCUCUAAUGGCGAAACCUCACCUCGAAGAUCGAAAGCCAUUUGUUCCUUCACCACUCUCUGCAUCGGCUUCUCCGGUACCACCGGCGACCAAGGAAGUCAUCGUCAAAAGCGCCGACACAUCACCGAACAUGCAAAAAAAGGCCUUCGAUAUCACCGUUCUCUCUUUUGAGAGGCACAACGUAGAGAAAGAUGUUGCGGAGACUAUAAAGAAGGAGUUUGACAAGAGGCAUCGAUUUUUCUUCUACUGGUUCUUUAGAGGAUACUUGAUUGAAGCCACCAGCAGCGGCGCCCUUCCUCAUGUUUAG